AUGUUUCUCCAUAAUUUCCUUUUUUCUGAUUCUCUCUCUCUCUCUCUCUCUCUCUCUCUCUCUCUCUCUCUCUCUCUAUCUAUCUAUCUAUCUAUCUACCUAUAUAUAUAUAUAUAUAUAUUUAUACGGUCACAAACUCGCUGUUUAUUCUUGCCUUCCCAAUAUCCUCCAUAUUUUCUUCUUUUGUUCUGCAAUGUAACCUUACUUUUCUUUAUUUGUCUUUUCUUCUUCUUACUUCCUUUCCUAAUCUCUGUCUAUGCUCUGCUCAAUUUCCUCUUCAUUCUUCUCGUGUUUUCUUCAUAUAUUUAUCUAUGUUUUCUGGAUUUGUAUUUCUUUCUUUCUUUUUCUUUCUUAGUUUACUUUAGCUUUUCCGCUUCUUUCUUCCGUUCGUUCGUCACUUACUUUCUUUCUUCUUUGACGGGUGAUAUGCCUUUUUUUUUUUUUUCUCAAAUGUCUUUGCUCUGUUCUCUUUCUCCUUCCCUUCAAUUCUGUUACGCAUUCAUUUCCAUCGGCUUCCUUUUAUAUUUCCAUUGCUUCCUUUCUUCUUCCUUUCCGUCUCUUUUUUUCCCGCUUAUUUCCUAUUCUCCAAUUGCUUUCUUUUCUCUUCAUUUAUAUACGUAUUUCUUUCCUUUAGUUUUCUUUGUUUAUUUGUUUCUUUCUUUCUUUCUUACUUGCAUUCCUUUUAUCUUUCUUUCUUUGAUGUUUUUUUUUCUUUCUUGCUUGCUUGUUUGCAUUCUGAGCUUUUAUCUCUCUUUCUCAUUUUCUUUUUGUGACGUUUACUGUCUUUCUUUAUUCUUUUCUUUAAUUUUUCUCUCGUUCUUUCUUUCUUUUCAUUCUUUCUUUAUUCUUUUCUUUUCUUCUUUCUCACUCGAUUUCUUUCUUUCUUAUUUUCUUUCGUUUUUUAUUCUGUUUUCUUUUUACUUGUGUUGUAUGUUUCUUUUCUUCUUUCUUUCUUUCUUUUAUGCCUUAUUUCUACUUUCCUCCCUUUUCCUUAACACUGAGCAUUCUUUCUUUAUUCUUUUCUUUUCUUCUUUCUCACUCGAUUUCUUUCUUUCUUUCUUAUUUUCUUUUGUUCUUUAUUAA
Acanthosepion pharaonis is the source of this 1083-nucleotide messenger RNA. The record is from the annotation of a GenBank genome assembly. Lineage: Eukaryota; Metazoa; Mollusca; Cephalopoda; Sepiida; Sepiidae.